AUGGAGCUGAAGAAGGACGACAACGCUGUGUCCAUCGACAUGCUGCUGAUCGUGCACUCGGAGAAGCGGCGCGCCGCGCAGGGCGCGCACCCGGACCGGCAGGCGGACCCGGGCGCGCCGCCGCAGCGCAGAGGAGGACUCCAAGUCGUCGGAAAUGGAAUCCGGAGAUGGCAGAAAUUGGAAGGCAGUGACCUGCAUGGAAACCUGGUGGAGAAACAGCACCCCCAGCAGACCCAGGUUAUCACGUCCUACGACAGCCAAGGGACACAGCUGACUGUGGAGGUCCACCCUCGAGACGCCAUGCCCCAGCUGCUCAAGAAGUUCUCCUUGGCUAAACGUUUACAAGGUGAUAAAAAUGGAAACACAAGACCCCGGCAGCCUGGAGGGAAAGACGCCCACGCCUACCCCUGGGAUCGGUCCAGCCUGAAAUCCAUGCCCCUGGAUCUGCGGCAGUUUGAGAAACUGGACACCUAUGCCUCACAGGUGACGGUCAAGAGUGGCCUGGACGAGCUGGUGAGUGACCUGCUCCAGGAGGCCCACAGUGACCUGGAGAGGGUCCGCGCCAUCUGGAUCUGGAUCUGCCACCACAUAGAGUACGACAUCGAGGCUGCCCAGGAGAAGGACCGCCAAGCCUUCAAACCCACCACCAUCCUGCAGACCCAGAAGACCAACUGUGAUGGCUAUGCUGGGCUCUUCGAGAAAAUGUGCAGGAUCGCCGGUGUGCAGUGCAUGACCGUGCCUGGCUACUCCAAGGGCUUUGGCUACCAGCCGGGGCAGAGCUUCUCUGGAGAGUUUGACCACGCCUGGAACGCCGUGUACCUGGAGGGGCGAUGGCACCUGGUGGACAGCACCUGGGGCAGCGGCCUGGUGGAUUCCACCACCUCCAAAUUCACCUUCCUCUACAACGAAUUCUACUUCCUCACGCACCCUGCGCUGUUCAUCGAGGACCAUUUCCCAGACAACAAGAACUGGCAGCUGCUAAAGCCUCCACAGUCCCUGAGGCAGUUUGAGAACAACAUGUAUCACAAGAGCGAAUUCUACAACAAGGGGAUGCUCAGCGCCUACCCGGAGACCUCCACCAUCAAAACAGUGAACGGGAAAGCCACGGUCACCAUCGAGAGCUGCGCCCCGACGCUGUUCAUGUUUAUGCUCAACGGUAAGCAGGAGCACGGGCUGCUGAACCUCAGGAAGAACGGGAUGAAGCUGGACGUCUACCCGCCGACCGUGGGCACCCACAAGCUGCAGAUCUUCGCCAAGGGCAACUCGGAGAUCUACAGCUCGGUGCUGGAGUACACGCUCAAGUGCCACUACACCGACAUGGACGUCCCACUGCCUGCGGAGCUGCACCAGCCUGUGGGCCCCAGCUGGUUCUCGGAGCAGAUGGGCAUCGUGAAGCCGUCCCACCUUGAGCCGGUCAUCUACACCAGCGACGGGCGCUGCUCCGUCAGCUUCGGCGUGGAGGAGGGCAUCAGCGUCCUGGCGUCGCUGCACGGGGACGACGGCCCCAUCACCGAGGAGACGCAGCGGCGCUACAUCUUCCAGCUGCACCGGGAGAAGCGGACAGAGCUCAAAGUCCAGCUGCCCCACGCCGGCAAGUUUGCCCUCAAGAUCUUCGUCAAGAAGAGGCAGGAACCAGGCAACUACAUCUUCGUUUUCAAUUACCUCCUGUGCUGCACCAACGCCAAGGUGAACUGGCCCGUGUUCCCCGAGAGCUUCGGCAACUGGGGGCCGGACAACGAGCUGCUGGAGCCCCUGUCGGGCGUGCUUCCUGCCAACCACAACGUCCCGUUCAAACUGAAGCUGCACGGCGUCGCCAAGGCCCUGGUGAAGGGGCAGGACACGUGGCCCCUGACCCUGAACCACGAGGGCUACUGGGAGGGCAGCUGCAGCACGGCCGGCUGCCAGGAAGUCUACGUCAUGGUGCUGGAGAAUGCCAACCACAACUUCUACUCCUACAUCUUGAAAUACAAAGUGAAUGCCCAGUGACGGCCUGGGCCCCACCACCGCCUGCCGGGGCCCUCCGCCAGGCCCGCCUGGGGACGGCCCAGGGGCAGUGCAGAGAGCCCCGGACACCACUGCGUCUGCAUGGAAUCCCGUCUAGGCCUCUGCCUCAGUCUCCCUGCUCCGCCGCCGGAGCAGUGAUGCUUGUGUUCUGAUGGCCGAGGGGACAGAGGCAAAGGCCCUUUAGAAGAAAAAGGUGCUAUGUAAAUCCAAGGUAUUGUAAACUGUACCCCACUGCCCAGAUGCCCCCUUCUCGUGCUGAUACUGCUGUGGUUGCUACAGGGCUGGUGUGGGAAUGCAGGCAUGCUGCCCGGGCCGCGGUGGGGCGAGAGAAGAGGUACGUGCCCUGCGAGGCUGGGUCAUCCUGAAUCCUCGCACCCCCCUCAAGUAGCAUCACAGUGUUUCUCACCAGCUCCCCAACCCCAGGGGGAGGUGGCACUACCAUUUUUACCCCAGACCUGACCACCUUCCGCAUUCCUGCUGCCACUCCUUGCUCUUUGAGGGCUGGGGAGGAGGGUGUGGAGAGGAAGCUAAUUGCCCCUCAAGUGGCUGGAGGCAGAGGGCCUCCACAAUGCCUGUGUGUGCUGGGAAUGUGGCAACAGAAAAGUUAUGGGAGAUACCAAGGCAAAGAGCAGCCAGUGCCCACUCUUGAGUGUCCUGGGUGGGGGCCAGGGGGUUCAGGGACACAUGGCAGUCCUGCCACCUGAGCCUAAGGGCAUGAGACCUCCAACUCUGCUCUCAGAGGGACUGAUUCGGUUCACUCGGCCCCUGCAGGUCCCCCUAGAGCCUGUGCCUCAGGCUGCAGCUGGCACCCAUUACAGGGAGCCUCAUGAGGCUGGGCCCUUGGGGAACCCUGGCCAUCACCCUAACUAAAGACCCAGGCAAGGAGGAGUGCAAAUGCUGCAGUGCCAGGGGGACCCCCAGGAUAACAGGGCCCCGUCAGCCCCCAAGAUCCCUACCACCAAAGCCAUGCCUGCGGAGAUGCCGAUCUGCCCUGGGAGCGAUUUCUGUGCUUGUCCCUAUCCCAUCCCCUCCCUCCCCUUCCUAGACAAGAGAAACCCCCCCAGGACCCCCCUCCUAUAGGGACAGUUCCGAGCCCCUUACUUGCUCUGACCUGAGAAGCUUCGGCUGCCCAGCCAGCCCUUAGCAGCACCUCGGGCCAGCGUUGCUAUGGCAACAGUGGAAAGGCUGUCUCAGUGAGGGCAAUGAGAGGGAAGGAUGGAGGGGCCUUGAGCGGCCAUGUGUGGCCACAGCAGCGCCAUCCCAGCACAUGGAGACACUGGAGGUGGUCCCUACGGCCCUCCUGCUUCUCCAGCUCUACAGCCCCUGCCUUUCAGCACCUUGGCCCCUGAGGGGCAGCACUGCCCAGCACUCUGCCCACACUGCCUACCCUCCAAAUGCCCCUGGGCUCAGUUACAGCCAGGGCCAGCCAGGAUCCUCAGAACCUCCUCAUUUAUUCGUGGAGCACUUAAUAAGCACCACACUGACCCUCCACACUGGGGCUACAGAGGGAAUGGAAGGGCCCUGCCCCACCAUCCCAGAGCUCAAGGUGGGUGGCAGCAGCCACCCCUGCCCACACCUGUCUCAAGUUCCAGUCUUCCAACACUUCAGUCCAUCAUUCCCUGGGGUUCCACCCCCAAAGAUCCCCACUGCCACCCAGCAUGGACCCAGUCCAGAGCAAUGUGAUGGGGUGCCUGUUCUGUACCAGGCUGGGGGCCCUGGAACACAAGGGCAGUACACCUUGGGGGGCUGAGCCGCCCUGGCCUGUGUCCAGCAUCCUCUGGCAGGCUCUGCCACCCAGGCAUUCAGCACCAUGUCACUCACGCCUGGAAAAUGCACAAAGGCCACAGAGGCGGAAUCACUGUGCACCACAACAGGGAAACAAGGGAGGGUUUACACCCUGAAAACAGCCUUUUCUCAUUCUUUUGAUUUUAUAGGCUGAAAGCAACAUGCUGUGUUUCAUCAAAAUAAUAAGUGCCUUCUAUGACUCAUGUCACUCACUGGACCCAGAGCUGGCUGGCUCAUCUAGUCCUGCUGAGAACGACAUGCAUCCUUUACAAAGCAAUGUAAUUAAUCAAUACAUUCUGGGGCGUGCAAAGGAUGCCACCCAGCAAAAUAGGAGCUUUCCCAAGAACAGAGAAGGAGGCGCAGCCUCUCAAAGCGCAGGUGGAGCAUCAGCCUCCCCUCCCUGCUCAAUUAACCAGGCGCCCCCGCCCCUUGUAAAGACAGCUGUAGACACAGUCAGACAACACCUGCAUUUCUAUCCACUGAAUUAAAAACACACGAAAUGAAAUCCAAUCUUAAUGAAUUUUUACACGCAUGCUGCUCAGGGUAGAAUUCGGGGUUGCGUUUUGAAGUCUUUUAUUCAAAUCCCCAUCUUUGUUUCCCGGUCGAAGCGUCCCAGCGGCCCGUGGAAUGGCACGGGCGCCCCCUGGUGGCCGAUAUGCGGAUCUGCCGGCGCUGCAUCCCGACCCCCGACCCCCAACGCUGUGAGGCUGAAUCUAUCACUGGGGUUUUAGGCAGAAAUUGAAAAAUGCGACUGAGAUGUUUAUGUUAAAUUCACUGGGUGCUUUUUCAUGGCUUCUCAGCGCUUCCUGUGUGUACAUGGAGUACGUCGUUGCCACGCACAAGCUGUGAAGCGAGGCUGGGGGCUGCCUCUCGUGGUGGGAAGACACGAAUGUAAUAGGACUGGGGAGUGCUUUGCCUAGAAAUCCCGUAGGAGUGUAUGGGACAGCUUUGACCACACUCAUUCCUACGCCAGUGAAGGAUUGAAACUGAUCGAACUCAGAGAGCUUUUGCUGCAAGUCCUAGGAUGGCAGCCCUCAGGCCACAUAAGGGUGUGAAGGGUUGGGGAGGGUUGGGGAGAACUGAGGAGUGGGAUAGCACGAAUGGGCUACAACCACAACCGCAAUUACCUUCAACUUGUUUCGGAAGCGCCACCAACACAGCUGGACUCCGUUUUCAACAAUCUGAUUGUGAUCAUUGUGUGUUCCCCCUAUGUUACAUUGUCCCUCCGGGACAAACUCCUUACAGCCUGCUGAGAGUAAAAGGAGAUAAAUAGAUAACUGAAGCAUGAAGGAUUGAGGCUAGACAUAAAGAAGUAUUUCCUGUUGUUAAGCAGGAGGGACAAGUUGCCAAGAAAUUUUGUGAAAUCCUCUUCUCCAAAGGACUUGAAUAGUAAAAACGUUUUCCCAGUGGUCUUGGGUCUUAGAAGACAAGAUUCUCUCCAAAGCAGUGAGUCCUUGAAAUACACUAGCUCACCCUCAGCCAGCGAGAGAACUGUACUGUUGCGUCCUUUGCCACUGGCACAGUGUUCAGAGGUGGGGGGCAUCUGUGUCCCACGUCAGUGUUUACCUGAGGUCGAUCAGUUCUUUUCAUUUGAGUGAGUAGCUGGAACUCUGAAGAGGUGUUGACUUUUCAUAAUGUGUGCAUUGAGUUGUGUGGGCCAGUGGCUGUUGAGUAUGCUUUCCCCACAUUGUUGCUGGUGUUGUUUUUCAAUAAAAUUUAUAUUCAUUUUUAUCCAACAA
Molecule: messenger RNA, 5528 nt
Organism: Camelus dromedarius (Arabian camel)
Lineage: Eukaryota; Metazoa; Chordata; Mammalia; Artiodactyla; Camelidae
Gene: KY
Product: kyphoscoliosis peptidase
Exons: 11
Coding region: 1-1986 (661 amino acids)
Biological process (GO): neuromuscular junction development; muscle organ development
Cellular component (GO): cytoplasm
Source: RefSeq, a predicted model, not a curated record